This is a messenger RNA of Arachis duranensis, 1491 nucleotides long. RefSeq lists its product as uncharacterized. The coding region runs from base 1 to 1491 and encodes 496 amino acids. The transcript is spliced from 2 exons. Gene Ontology annotation, biological process: DNA integration. The record is from RefSeq and is a predicted model, not a curated record. Gene Ontology annotation, molecular function: RNA-DNA hybrid ribonuclease activity; nucleic acid binding. NCBI's taxonomy places the organism in Eukaryota, Viridiplantae, Streptophyta, Magnoliopsida, Fabales, Fabaceae.
AUGACUUGGUCCAUCGAGCUUUCUCAAUAUGACAUACGAUACGAGCCCCGACAAGCAAUCAAGGCGCAAGCAAUGGCAGAUUUUCUAGUGGAAGUAACAGGAGACCCAACCGAAGAAGCAAGCGCACGGUGGAAGCUCCACGUGGAUGGAGCCUCCCACCAGACCUCUGGGGGCGCCGGAAUCAUCCUGGAGAGCCCGGUUGGAGUCAUAUACGAGCAGUCGAUCAGGUUCGAAUUCUCUGUUUCGAAUAACCAGGCAGAAUACGAAGCCCUCAUAGGGGGCCUAACCCUAGCAGCGGAAGUCGGGGCAACAAGGUUGGAAGUAUGCAGCGAUUCGCAGGUCGUCACCUCCCAGGUAAACGGGAGCUAUCAAGCCAGAGAUUCAUUAUUACAAAAGUACUUGGAAAAAGUCAAGGAGUUGAGCCAAAAUUUUGAGGAGGUCACGGUCCACCACGUACCCAGAGAAAGAAACACACAGGCAGAUCUCCUAUCAAAAUUGGCCAGCACUAAACCGGAAGAGGGCAACCGGUCUCUCAUCCAAGGUAUGGCGAGGGAGCCGGCAGUCACCCUACACCUAUCAAGGCUGGGUUCUUCAUGGAUAGACCCCGUCACCAGCUUCUUAGAAAAUGGCAAACUCCCAGACGACGAAGUGGAUGCCACAAAACUGAGAAGGGAAGCAGCCAAAUACGCGGUCAUUCAGGGACAGCUAUUCAAGAAAGGGUUCAGCCAGCCCCUACUGAAAUGCUUACAUCCCGACCAGACGGACUACGUCCUCAGGGAAGUCCAUGAAGGCUGCUGUGGACAUCACAUAGGGGGCAAAGCCUUAGCAAGAAAGUUAGUUCGGGCCGGAGGUCGAGCCGCUGGCCAGCAUAUCCCCGUCCAAUUGCAGAAAAUUCCUGUGGAGGCAGUGAUAACACGAUUCGGGAUCCCGGAGGUCGUUAUCUCAGACAACGGCACACAGUUUACCGACAAGAAGUUCACGGAGUUCCUUACCGGCCUAGGUAUAAGACAGAAGUUCUCCUCGGUAGAACACCCCCAAACGAAUGGACAGGUGGAGUCCGUGAACAAGAUUAUCCUGUUAGGGCUUAAGAAGCGACUGGAUAAUAAAAAAGGUGCUUGGGCAGACGUGCUCGCCUCGGUCCUCUGGUCUUACCGAACAACUGAACAGUCCUCCACCAAGGAGACCCCCUUCCGACUAACAUACGGGUUAGACGUAGUAAUACCCGUAGAGGUCGGGGAACCGAGCCCGCGACUACUUCUAAAAGGAGUAGGAGAAGCCGUGGAGAAGGACCUGAUAGAUGAAGUCAGAGAAAUGGCCCAUCUGACGGAAACAGCGCUGAAACAAAGAGUGGCUCUACGCUACAACGCCAAAGUGCUCAAAAGAGAGUUUGAACCAAAUGAUCUCGUCCUAAGGCGCAACGACAUUGGCUUGCCGACCCCAGGAGAAGGCAAACUGGCAACAAACUGGGAAGGCCCCUAUAGAGUCAAAUAA